This is a messenger RNA of Solanum pennellii, 2023 nucleotides long. RefSeq names its product AT-rich interactive domain-containing protein 1-like. Lineage: Eukaryota; Viridiplantae; Streptophyta; Magnoliopsida; Solanales; Solanaceae. The transcript is spliced from 3 exons. The record is from RefSeq and is a predicted model, not a curated record. Bases 513 to 1901 code for a protein of 462 amino acids.
UCCACUACUUCCUUUUUAUUACAAAUCUUAGAUCUCCCACAACCCCCCUUCUUUUUUUUCUCUCAUAAAUCAAAACAAAAAUUUUUUUUCUAUUGAAUAAUAAAAAGGGUUUUGAAAACCUAAAAGAAGGUCAAGAAUUGACAACUUGUACCUUGUCCUUCCAAUAAGGAUUGUUGGAGAAAAUUGAUGGGUUGGGUCCCAAAAUCUUGAAAAAACCCGAAAAAGUAUGGAACAAUGAGCAUUGCUUUAAUCCUCUGUUUGGGUUGAAAGAUUUUUUUGCACAUUGUAAAAGAGUAAUUGUAACUUGAAAUUGUUGAUAGAAAAAUUGGGCUACAUUGAGUAUUAUGAUACAUUAUUAAGAGAGAUUUGUUGGGUUUCGAUGAUGAAAAAUGCAAGAAGUGUAUGAUUCAACGUAUAUAAUGAGUGGUGGCAAUUCUCUUUGAUUGAUCAGAACUAGUGAACUGUGCUUGGAGUGAAGGGAGAAAGUGUGAUUGUCUUUUGGGUGGGGGCAUAUGGAGCUUGAGCUAGAUUUAAGGAAGAUUUUAAUGAAAAUUUCUGAUGAAAAGAACGAAAAUGAGGAAUAUGUGAAUGUUGAUUUGAAGAAAAGUGAGUUUGAUGCUGCAGCUGAUGAACGGUUGUUUAAUGGUAUCGAGGAUGAUCAUUUUGUUUUCAGUAAUAGACAGCCUGUGAAGUUUGAUGGAAAGAUAAGCGUGGACCUCAAUGAAUGUAGUACUGUUAAGGAUGUUGAUGACACGAGCAAUGUUGGUCACGAGUUUGUCAGUGGGGCACAAAGUGAUGACUGUGGCAUAGUGGAUAUUGGGCUAAUGAAGUCGAGUGUUGUUAGGGAAGAUGAGAACAAUAGGAAGAGGAAACGAGAGUCUUACACGGACUUGCUUAGGUGGGUUACUAAAGUUGCGAGAGAUCCUUGUGAUCCUGCCAUUAAGUCUUUGCCAGAUAGGUCUAAGUGGAAGUUUUAUGGGAAUGAUGUUUGUUGGAAGCAGGUUCUGCUGCUGCGAGAUGAAAUGCUUUUGAAAAAGAGCGCAGAUACAAGUGCUCAAUGCUCGAUAUGGCAGAUAAAACAGAAGAUGCAUCCAUCUAUGUAUGACGAUAAUGCUUCUCUUGAGAGAGUGAGAUGCAGCAAGCGAGUCCUACUCGCUAAAAAUCCAGUGAAGAAGACACAUUUUUCAUCCCUAUCGUCCUCAAGCUCUCCAAGUGAUGAGGAUCCGAUUGAUGGACCUGCUGAUUCAUCGGAAGAGUCAGGUCUUAGCCUUUUGUGGAACCAGCGUCGAAAGCGAAUACCAGUUGGGCCACAGUUUCAAGCAGAUAUUCCUAAAUGGAGACAUGACAAAUGUGAAAGUGACUCGAAAUGGUUGGGUACUCAAAUAUGGCCUCUAGACAAACAAGAACAGAAAAGAAUGUUAAUUGAAAGAGAUCCUAUUGGAAAAGGAAGGCAAGAUACAUGUGGCUGCCAAUACCCUGCUUCUUAUGAAUGCAUCAGGUUUCAUCUCGCUGAGAAACGAAGGAAGGUUACACUUGAGUUGGGAUCAGCCUUUUAUCGGUGGAAAUUUGAUUUGAUGGGCGAAGACGUUGCACUUUCUUGGACAAAACAAGAAGAACAGAAAUUCCAGGAUAUAGUAAAAAUGAACCCUUUGUCGACAGACAAGAGUUUUUGGAAUGAGAUAUUCAAAUUCUUUCCUAACAAAAGCCGGGAAACUUUGGUCAGCUACCACUUCAAUGUCUUCCUUUUACGGUGUAGAGGUCAUCAGAACCGGACUGCUGCAAGUACUAUCGACAGUGAUGAUGAUGAACCACAGUACGGACCUAGAACUAAUUGUUUCGGUAGGGAUCCUCAAUUCUCCAUCUUUUGUUCCCCGAGGAAAGCACAUCUGGAUCCCAGAUAGUAGUUGAAUGUUUAUAUUCCACGACGUUGUUCAGAAAUGUACAUUGCAGGUUUUUUAUAGUGCUUUUGCUCAUCGACAUUUAUAUUAGCAAAUAUUUUGAAGGGAAGAUACAUGAUAUCAUC